This is a messenger RNA of Staurois parvus, 316 nucleotides long. The record is from the annotation of a GenBank genome assembly. Lineage: Eukaryota; Metazoa; Chordata; Amphibia; Anura; Ranidae.
CCAUGUCACACUGUGGACCCAGCAGCAGCGUGACCAGGCGGUACGGAGGCCCAUGGCAGAUUACAGGCCUGGCAGCAGCAAUGGGAGGCCCGUAAUCUGCUAUUGCUUCCGCAUCAUCAGGAGAAGAGGGUGGCAGCUUGGCAGCGAGCAAAACAGUCGGUGGGUUGUCUCCAUCGCCACACUCUGCCAUGUGCCACUUUCAGGUCUCCUCACACACUGCUGGUGUCCAGAGUCUGUCAUGGGUCCCUGUACGGCCUCCCAUUGCUGCUGUCUCCAUCGCCACACUCUGCCAUGUGCCACUUUCAGGUCUCCUCAC